GGAGGAGCAGCAGAGGAAGUGGGAGGCACAAGUCGUAGUAGCUGCCCGUAACUCACUGCAACUGGACUCUUGACUGAACAGCAUCUGAACUCUCUUUUCACUAAGAAGUUGUGGGGUUCCUGCUUUGCGCUUUUCUUUUUGUUCCCCACUUGUGUGCAUGAGCGUUGCCAGCACAGUUUCCUGCCUGCUCUCUUUCUGUUCAAGUUUGUUGGCGCGAGCCCACCUCUCUGCUGCAAACAGGUUUCAAGACAAACAUUCCCCGCGCUUGUUUCCGCUCCUUUUAGUUGAAUUGAUAGAAAGUCAAUAUGGUGAUGAUUAUUGUGGAGUUUUUCGUGGUCAUUUUGAAGGUGCUCUGGGCCUUUGUAAUUGCCGGGGCGAAAUGGGUUGUGCGGCCCAAGGAGAAGAGCGUGGCCGGACAGGUGUGCGUGAUCACCGGGGCUGGGAGCGGCCUCGGGCGGCUCUUCGCCAAGGAGUUUGCCCGGAGACGAGCGACACUGGUGUUAUGGGAUAUAAACAGCCAAAGCAACGAGGAAACCGCUGAGAUGGUGCGGCAGAUAUACCACGAGCUGGACACUCCCAUAACUAAAGAGGGGCCAGUUGGGGGGGUAGAGGAGGUCCCUCCUUUCCAGCCGCAGGUCUACACCUAUGUGUGCGACGUUGGCAAACGGGAGAGCGUGUAUUCUACAGCCGAGAAGGUGCGUCGAGAGGUGGGAGAUGUGGACAUACUGAUCAACAAUGCCGGCGUCGUCUCUGGCCAUCACCUUCUGGAGUGCCCAGAUGAGCUGAUCGAGCGCACCAUGGUGGUCAACUGCCACGCACACUUCUGGACCACCAAGGCGUUUCUCCCCAAGAUGCUGGAGCUGAAUCAUGGCCACAUUGUGACAGUUGCCAGCUCCCUGGGUUUAUUCAGCACAGCUGGAGUGGAGGAUUACUGUGCCAGUAAGUUUGGUGCCAUUGGGUUCCACGAGUCACUGAGCCAUGAGCUGAAGGCCUCAGAGAAGGAUGGCAUCAACAUGACUCUGGUGUGCCCUUACCUGGUUGACACAGGAAUGUUCAAAGGCUGCAGGAUAAGGAAGGAGAUUGAGCCUUUUCUGCCUCCUCUGAAGCCAGAGUUCUGUGUGAAACAGGCCAUGAGGGCCAUCCUCACCGACCAGCCCAUGAUCUGUACACCUCGCAUUGUCUAUAUGGUCAACUUCAUGAAAAACAUCCUGCCCUUCGAGGCCAUUGUGUGCAUGUACCGGUUCCUAGGCGCCGACAAGUGCAUGUACCCCUUCCUAGCUCAAAGAAAGGAGGCCAUGAACAACAAUGAGGCGAAGAACGGGAUCUAGGGAGGGGGUGGGCACUGUUUGUAACACGAACAGAGGCACAUAAACCUGCAAGCAUGAGGAAACAACCACUGAGGAUAAAAAUGGGGAAGAUGGAAGGAAGAAAGACUGAAUCUAGACUGGUGCACUUGCGCUGAGCAAAUGCAAAGGUUUAUCAUAUUGUUCCUCUGGAACAAAGAAAGCUGUGUACUACACAACGGAUUUAUUUGACCUGUCUGUUUUUGUCUUUUUUGUUUGUGUGUGUGGGUUGGUUUUUUUUUUUUUAAAGUUUGUUUAAAGAAACCUUCUAUAUUCUGUGUCACUAGUUUUGAAAUCGUACAGAAAAGGUAUCCAAUAACUAUUUACAUAUUGUAGUCACCAGCCUUAUCUAGUGUCAUUGUGGAAAUAUACAGUAUGUUACUGUACAAACAGUAAAAAAAGUUUCACUUUUAUUUUAUUUUUGUAGACAUGCACUGUAAUUUCUGAUUUUUCUCUACACUGCCAGCAUUCUGUGUAGGAAGGUUCAUCACAGCAUUUCAAACUAAUGUCUCCCCAUGCAGAGGCUCUUUCAGUCAGGAAAUUGGUUUGCAGCUACUAUAGCUUGUGCCAUUUAAAAACAAAGCGAGAUGAAUAUUUCCAAAUUAAAGCUUACCAUAUUAAGUCACACACAUGUAGCGUGGGACAUUUCAAGGCCAGAUUGUGGCUGAUUUAAAUCUUCAAAGUGGUUUCCAGUGUAAUGAAAUCCAUUGUCCCUUUUUUAAAGGUCCUGUUAUUUCAGGCCUGUAUUAACUAACCUCUCAUAAGAAAAGUGGAACGAGGGAGUCCCGGGUUGAUCUAGCAUGUGACACAUUCAGAAUGUACUGCUUUGGGAGAAACGGAGGAAAUUUAUUUUAUUUUCAGAUCUGUGGUGUUUAUAUUGGAAAUUCUUCUGUUACAAUAUUAUAUUGUCCAAAAAAAUAUCCCAACACAGGCUGUAACGCGAGGCGAACCGCUGUCCCAACCCUAAUGUGUGGUUGAGGGAGAAAUGCAUUAAACACUAGCUUUCAUCAUUCUUCCCGAAGUAACACUUUAACACUCCUGUCUAUUGUCCAGUUAAAGUGAAAUGUAAAUGUCUUAAUGUUGUGAAUACCCCAGUUUCUCCAAAUGACUGUCUCCACCGUUUGAUGUAUGCAUAUAUUAUGUUUUGGGACGACAAGAGUUUUUGAAUUUCAACUACAUUCCAAUAGGCAUUAUUCCUUCAGUCAGUGAUGAGCCUAAAUUCUCUACCUCUUAAUUUUUGCCUUUUUUUUUUGACAGUAUGACAUAAGCCGCUUUUUUUUUUUUUUUUUUGUAAUUUUCUGAAGACUGCUCUAUAGCUGAGCAAAUGUGGUUCCAAAUGUUUAGUGUGUCUACCUAACUUAAAUUAAUAAAAGUGAUUUAGAUUAUUAAAUAGUGUUCAUUAUUACCCGCCAGUCGGCAUGUGAAAUCUCAACCCGAAUGGCAGUAAGGAAAUAAACCAUGAAAAUUUGUAGGGGAAAACUC
Molecule: messenger RNA, 2825 nt
Organism: Micropterus dolomieu (smallmouth bass)
Lineage: Eukaryota; Metazoa; Chordata; Actinopteri; Centrarchiformes; Centrarchidae
Gene: rdh10a
Product: retinol dehydrogenase 10a
Exons: 6
Coding region: 306-1328 (340 amino acids)
Cellular component (GO): lipid droplet
Molecular function (GO): oxidoreductase activity, acting on the CH-OH group of donors, NAD or NADP as acceptor
Source: RefSeq, a predicted model, not a curated record